Molecule: messenger RNA, 993 nt
Organism: Cavia porcellus (domestic guinea pig)
Lineage: Eukaryota; Metazoa; Chordata; Mammalia; Rodentia; Caviidae
Gene: Dnajc22
Product: DnaJ heat shock protein family (Hsp40) member C22
Cellular component (GO): membrane
Source: RefSeq, a predicted model, not a curated record
AUGGCUAUGGGGCUCUUGGUGAUCUAUGGUCUCUGGGCUGUAGAGGGCCCUUUUGGCCUCCACCACCUAUACCUGGAGAGCAGCCAUGCCCUGCUGUGGAUGCUUACCCUCGAGGAUGAUGGGCUAGGUUGGCUCUGGGAGUUCUGGAAGCUCUCACAAUUUGUAGCUAAAGUCCUGAAAUCUUGACAGGCCCAGAGGCAGAAGCGAGAGAGACCUCCUACCCCAAAUCCCAUUUGAUUUGCAGCUCAGAUGAUAGUGGGCAUCUAUUUUGGCCUUGUGGCUCUGAUUAGUCUUUCUCCCAUGGCCAGCUUCUACACUGUAAGCCUCCCACUGUCAAUAGACUUAGCACUCAUGCCAGUGGCUGCUGCUGGCAAUCAGAUCUCAGACUUUAACAGCGCUCUAGGUGUGGCAUUCCUUACUUUCCCUAUCUACUAUGGCUGCCCCAUAGCUAUUCUGCUCAUCGGCUUGGCUGCCAGCAUCAUAGACCAGAAACACCACCGAUACAAAUCCUCAGCGGAGUCAGAGACCAGUGUGCAGCUCUACUGGCUGGGCUUGGCUUGCAUCAAUUUCACAGGCCCGCUAGCAUUCAGUGCCCUGUGGAACACAGCCACCCUCAACUAUGUAGCAGAAACCUUCUUGAGUUGACUCAGCUUCUUCCCCCUUCCUGAUCACCUCAUCACAUCUGUCCUCCUUCUGCCAUUUUGGAUCUGGUGACUCCUGGUCAGGGAUCCAGACCUUCACAGCAGCUACUUCCAGGAAUAGGAGAAGUUUGAGUCUCUUCACAGCUUUCAGACAUAGAAGCAUUAACUGGCUCCUUAGGUUUUGGACCUUUUGGAGAGGGCAACAAAUGAAGAAAUAUAUAGGUGUUACCGAGAGCUAGUGAAGGUCUGCCACCCUGAUCACAACUGGCAGCAGACAGAGGCCCAGAGCCAUUUCCUGGAGAUCCAGGUUGCAUAUAAAACCCUGAGUCAGCCCAGUGAGGCCUGGAGGUAA